AUGCUGCAAAUACAAUCGAAGCGUUUCUAUUUGGACGUGAAGCAGAACCGCCGUGGGCGCUUUAUCAAAAUUGCAGAGGUAUCUUGUCUUUCACAAUUGGUUUAUCGUACUCUACUUACUUACAUUCAUAAAACUGAUAACGGUGUUUUAAAAUCUGAGAUCAUGGUGCAAGAAAACAGGCGCUACUAUUUAGACCUUAAAGAGAACAAUAGGGGAAAAUUCUUACGGGUGAGCGCUUUCAUUUCUUAUGUCUUCGACUAUAUAAUUCAUUUACCUCUUGCCGAUUAUCUGAAAUAUUUCUGA
Molecule: messenger RNA, 303 nt
Organism: Soboliphyme baturini
Lineage: Eukaryota; Metazoa; Nematoda; Enoplea; Dioctophymatida; Soboliphymatidae
Source: the annotation of a GenBank genome assembly